UUAGGCUACGAGCUGCGGUCUUGUUUUCAACUGCGCCAUUCCCGUUGACUGACAUCAUGGCGAGUACCGUGGCAAACAAGUGUUUAAGUCCUCUGGCUUUUCUCACCAGGAGGCUCUCUGCUCCGGAGUUCAUCACCCAGUGCUGCUACCACAAGAAGGUGGUGGAUCAUUAUGAGAACCCAAGAAAUGUGGGAUCCUUGGACAAACAGUCCAAGAAUGUUGGGACUGGCUUGGUAGGCGCUCCAGCCUGUGGAGAUGUAAUGAAGCUGCAGAUUGAGGUGGAUGACCAGGGGAAGAUUGUGGAUGCCAGGUUCAAAACAUUUGGCUGUGGCUCCGCUAUCGCCUCCAGCUCUUUGGCUACUGAGUGGGUGAAAGGCAAAUCUGUGGACGAAGCUCUGAUGAUAAAAAACACUGACAUUGCCAAAGAGCUCAGUCUUCCACCAGUCAAACUUCACUGCUCUAUGCUUGCAGAGGAUGCUAUCAAAGCUGCACUGGCUGACUAUCGUCUCAAGCAACAGGACGACCAGCAGGAGGCACUCAGGGCCGCUAAUUAACCAGAGCACUCUUAACUCUGAGCUGGGCACCACUGCUUGCUUCAUGCUGCCAAGAAGAGAAGUAAUAAUCCAGCAUCAACCCCUCACUUUCCUGCAGUAUUGAUGAGGCACACCUAAUAUGUUGUUGACAAACACACUGUCAACCCUCUGUAGCAGUGUUACACCAGGUUCUCUGUACUAGUCUGUGGUCCUCUAACCCCGUAUACUGUAUCAUUUAGCCUGUCAUGUAAACGCACAAUGUAAACACUGUUUGAGUGGUUGGUACAAAGUUGAGCCUUAUUUUUGAGAUUGUGUUAUAUUUUCAGAUUUAAUGCAUAAGAAGUGUUUAUUUUGAAUGGCGGGAUGGAGACAUUGAUUAAAGCUUUUGGCUUUAUCCUGUCUGCAUCCCGAAGAACUGACCUUUUUGAUAUGCAAUGAAGUGGCUUGAAACAAUGAAAGGGUCCACUGGUUUGAAGUGUAAUUUAUAAUUAUUUAGUAAUGCUUACUUGACAGUAUGAAAUAAAAGUAUCCAGAAUCAAA
This is a messenger RNA of Micropterus dolomieu (smallmouth bass), 1073 nucleotides long. It is a transcript of the gene iscub, whose product is annotated as iron-sulfur cluster assembly enzyme b. The transcript has 5 exons. Gene Ontology annotation, molecular function: 2 iron, 2 sulfur cluster binding; ferrous iron binding. Gene Ontology annotation, cellular component: cytoplasm; mitochondrial matrix. The record is from RefSeq and is a predicted model, not a curated record. The coding region runs from base 57 to 554 and encodes 165 amino acids. Gene Ontology annotation, biological process: intracellular iron ion homeostasis; iron-sulfur cluster assembly. NCBI's taxonomy places the organism in Eukaryota, Metazoa, Chordata, Actinopteri, Centrarchiformes, Centrarchidae.